Molecule: messenger RNA, 4995 nt
Organism: Diabrotica virgifera virgifera (western corn rootworm)
Lineage: Eukaryota; Metazoa; Arthropoda; Insecta; Coleoptera; Chrysomelidae
Exons: 8
Coding region: 475-1578 (367 amino acids)
Cellular component (GO): membrane
Source: RefSeq, a predicted model, not a curated record
AAAGAGCAAGUCUCAAUAUCCCUCAUAGAAAGAAAGAUAGAGCUAGAGACUAUGUUGAAAAGUUUUUAAAAAUUCUUUAAACAAUGUUAAAAACAACUUUAUUCGUAUCAUAUUUAAAAUAACUUUAAUAAUUAUACAAAUUAGAUAUGUAUCAAAUAAAAUCAAAUGAUCUAUUUUUUAAAUCCUGAUGCAACGGGGAUGAAAAUUAGGGGUGAAUAAACGAACACCGCACCGCACAUUCGAACAAAGUAAAAGUGGUGUAUUCAUAAACAUGGCGUUUAAUUUUUGGCGUCCGCCUUUUCAUCAAAUAUUCAACUGACCCAGAAACCCCUUAGCCAAAUUAUAAAUUAUAAGCGCAUCAUUAAAGAAGAUUUGAAAGCUGGCUGAGUGGUGUGCUGAAUUUGGGUCAGGAAGUGAACGAAGGAAAAAACGAUGGGUUGGUGUGGGGCAGUGCCAAGCUAGUGGUGUAGUGACAUGCAGUCUGAGCCUAGCACGAGGUACAUCCAUUCAGUCUCGGAUCUCUUAUAUACUACUGACGAAAUCGAAUUUCUACUUGACGACAUUAGAGACCUGGAGCCCAAAAAUUAUAAGCCUGAAGAUAUUCAGGAUCCGGAUGGUGGUAUGAGUUGUGUGUUGCAGGACUUCGAGAUAGCGGGUAGCAGGACGGGGGCUCUAAGCAGCGCAGGAGGAGCGGCAGAGUGCACAGGUGCCGCAUCCGAGUGCGCAGGAGGUUGCGAGUGCGAAUCACCCCUCGGGACCGUCAACUCGUGGGACUCGCACUCACAUUACCGCCGGAACCCACCCUCUCCUGAUCUCUCGCUCUAUUCAGGGGUCAUCCUUUACUGCGAUCACACUCAUCUUAGAACGUCGACGGGAUUUUUUCGUCUGUUAUUGCUGGCAACAUCGAUAGCUUGCCUAGCAUGCUUGUGUACAUCAGGGACAUUGAAAGUCGGACUCUUCAUGCUUCCAUCGAUAGGAAGGAUACGUUUCAUGAUGUUCAUAACCUUAUUAAGUAUGUUCACUACCUGCCUUUUGCUGUUUCUUGAUAUUUCUCACAUCGUAUAUUUGUUUCCGUUCAAUUGGGGAAAAGUGAAUGCAUAUUUCUAUGUAAGCCUUAGUGUGUUGUUCCUUAUAGCUUCGAGUCUGUUAUUUCAUAUGAUCUUUUCGAUAGAACUGCCGAAAUGGACUCACCAUCAGUUAUUAGUUACCGGAUGUUUGGGGUAUGUCUGCAGUAUAGAAUCGGCGAUAAUUUCGGUGAUCCAGAAAUGCCAAAUGGCCCAAUACGAGCCAGUCGAAGAGGAUCUCAGUUUCCAUUUACAGGAGAGACCAUUCUCUCCAAAGGAUUCUCCUCAACACAACAAAGUGAAUCAAACAACGCACAAUUACAAGCCUAUUGUCAACUACUCGAACCCAUCUGUCGAGUUGCAGCUGCGCAGGUCAAGCUACGCAAGAGUUGUCGUAGAAGAACGAAUUUUAGCUCAGGUAGUACCAUCGACGUCAAAACAAGACCCAAUGAAUUACUUAGAUGACAUCCAGCCGUGUUCAUCCAAAUCUGGGGAUCCAUAUAGAGUAGUAUGAUUAUAGCUGAGGGUUUUACUUCAGUGAGAUUAGUACUGUUAUAUCAUUAGAAAGGCAGAAUGGAUAUAUUUCCACAGAUACGGGAAUACGAUAAUUUUCCCAUAAUGGAAAUUUUUAGAUAAAUAAAGCAAAGAUUAUUGAAAGAGGAACACCACAUUACAAGUCUGGCUAAUUGGCUCUGCCAAAGCCAUUUUUCAGAAAAAAAACACCACAUCGAUCAUUUUUUACGGUUUCAAACUUUUUACUUGAUAGAUAGAGAUUUUUGAUUCUGGCAUUUAGUUUUCGUAUACUGAUGUAUCCAAUAAAACAAUAAUUAACGGAUAUCAAAUGAAUGCAAAAUAAUUAUACUGUCCAUUAAAAUACUUGCCUAUUGUAUUACUCGACUGCCUCAAUUACUUUUCUCGAGGUAUUUAUGUCUGAAUUAUUUUUGUUAAUAUUGCAUAAUAUAAUUUCUUAAACGGAAUGAAUGAACAAUUGUUAUCCCCUUCAGGAAUCAUGCCAAAGACAAAUUAUUUAACACAUGUUUUUUACUUAAUCCCAUUACCUCAUUGUCCUUUCUCGUGUGCUCUUUCUAGCGAUUCGACAAUCCGCAAUUCUUCAUGUCUGGUGAUUAUCUUUAAACCACGUUGAACCCCGUUUCCUAUGUAUCAUACACCAUGAUACAAGUCUGAGGACACAUAAAUGUGGAAAACUUGUCAAAGUUGAUAAUUUUUUGCUUUGACUCUUAUCAUUCAGCCGGUAAAGUAUGACAUAACUAGUCGAUAGUUAAAAAUAACAAAAUUUACAAUUUAUCUAUAUCCCUAGUCUUAACAACAAAGAAAAAAGAACAGGGACACACUUUUCUUGUCCGGGGAGCCGUAAGUCAGUAAUGAACUUUAUGUUUAUUUUUUUUAUUGAAAGGAUAUUGGAAAUAUAAUGCAACAAAAAUUAUAACUCAGUUUACUACAGCCUAAACUAUCUACGGAAAAUUUUUCUUUAAAUUUAAACAAGUUUUAAGGGUUGAAAGAAUAAAAUGUUCAGUGAUCUAUAAAUAGAACGCUGGCAUAUAAUGGGUUAAUAGAGAGGAGGUAGAACGUCUAAACCAUUUUAAAUACGUAGACAGCUGGUUACAUGUAAAUUGUGACUCUCAUGAAUAGAUAAUAACCAGGAUCGAAAUAUCACGUAAGACUUUUAUGACCAGGGACAGGAAACUAGUUUUAUGUAACAAAAACCUGUCGAUACAUAUUCGCAAGAAAAUUCUGAAAUGUUAUGUGUCUAUCGUAUUAUAUGGUUGUGGGACAUGGACUAAAAACCACAAUGGAAAAGUGGAGGGAAAGGGAUGGACUUGUCGAAAUAAACUAUAAACUAAAUAUUAGCCAAAAAGAUUUCAGGAAAUUGUAAACAUGAUGACGGCCAACGUCUAAGUACGGACACGGCACGUAAAAAAGAAUAAGGCGAUAGCUAGUAAAGAUUUUCCCAGGAACUUUCUCCUCCUCAGUCGUUUCCUCAUUGCUGAGUGUCGUGAUUCCCUAUAAUACGAGCAACUAUCUCUUUCCAUCGGCUUCUGUCCUGAGCUUCCCUCAUGGAUUCAGAGAAUGUUUUUCCACUGGCUUUCUGUACUUGAUCCGUCCAUCGAGUAGGUGAGCGACCUCUACUUCUGCGCCCUUUCCCGAAAUUAUAAGUCUCUCAAGAUUAUCAUCACUUCUCUUGCAAUAUGGCCGAAAAAUUUUAAGACGGUGGAGAGGCAAAUAGAGAAAAGUCGAGUCUGAAUAUUAAGCUCUUGGAGGAUUGAGUGAUUUGUUCUGUUUCCGUCCAUGAGAUCCGAAGCAUUCUUCUCCAGCACCACAUUUCAAAGGCGCCAAUCCUUUUUCUGUCGUCUGAUUUCAUUGUCCAUGUUUCAGAUCCUAAUUAAAAAUGGGAAAAAUUAAGGCACGUACUAAUCUUAUUUUGGUGUUCUUCGACAAGGAGCGAUCUUUCCAGAUUUUCGAUAAUCGACUCAUAGCGUUUUUGGCCAUGCCUAUUCUCCUACGUAUGUCUGUUUCACAAGAUCCUAUAUCCGAGGAACAGCUCUUGCUUAAUAGUUAGGUCCUUGAAACAGAGAUAUGUCAAGAAUAGAUCUGGCAGACCGCAGAAGAGGUGGGCAGAUGAUAUCAAACAAGUCGGGGGCAAACAGUGGAGGAGAAUUGCCAAGAGUAGAAAUCGAUGGAAGCAAAUGGAAGAGGCCUAUGUCCAGCAGUGGACGAACACAGGCUGAAGAAGAAGAAGAAGAAGAUCUGGCUAGGGAUAUGCUACUCAAUGCAUCGGAGUGUAAUGUCGAUAUCAAGUACGGUGGUCUAGCUAUCUUUGUCUGUCGUGCGAGUGUGAGCGUAUCUACCAAGAGGUGGGAGUAAUGGAACGACAGUGACACAGAGGCGGCAGCCAUCAUAUGCUAGAGAGAGAAAGUUAAGCGCCGGUAGAGAGAGAUAGAUAGACCACCGACCCGAACUGCUCCGCGUUACGCUAUUUUUCGGAGUUGGCCAAAUCUAUGUGUAUAAGAUCUUUGCCUUGAAAUCGUAUUGUUGUCUCUUCUUCUGUUUUUAUAUCUAUCUGUGCGAUAACUCUUGGAAAAAUAAAAGUCCUAGAGUAUUGAAAUUUGGCAUGAUACUUCGUUUUAUAUUGAUUUAAACGAAUCCUGUAUAGUUCAGUAAACAUACUAAAUAUUUCCUAACGAUUAAAGCAUCAAUAAAUCUACUUUGCUUUGAAUAUUAAAUACGAUUGAUCUUAAACACUGAUAACUCGGAGAUAAACCGUAAUUUAAAUGAUCUAGUGGUUAAUUUAAAGAUGAUAAAUGUUAAUUCUAUUGAAAUUUUUGUUUCCAUUCUCUUAGCAACCCAGCAUUUGUAAUGAUACGUUGUUUUCCGGGAUUAUAGGAAUUGGACUUGAAUUAUUUAUUUCGAAAGUUUGUUCUGCAACUACAAUAUCUGUGUCGGAUAUUCUCUAAGACCACACGGCAACGGUCGUCAGCGAGAUACAGUUACGACAGUUGUCAUAAUAUCUGUGUCGGAUAUUCUCUAAGACCACACGGCAACGAGAUACAGUUACGAUAGUUGUCAUAUUGCCUUGGCCUGCUAAUGCCUACAUUUCUUGAUAAAAUCUGGUAUUGACAUUACUCUAGACAAUAGAUAAAAUGCUUACAUUUAUUUCUUAAAUUGGUGCAUAUCAAUAAAAUUAUAAAGAUGAAAACACUUAAAUAUUUUGAGUUUUAACUGGAUACAUCAACCUAACGAAAAAGUUUCCGUGAUAAUGUUUGCUUUAUUAGAGUUUUUAGAAAUGAUAUAAAUAAUUUUAUCAAAAAUUACAUCAGUAGUGUAAACUCGAAGUAAAUAUUUUUAGCGAUAAAAUACAGGGUGUUAGUAAAUAAGUAUGAAAAACUCUAAGGGCUAAUUCUACAUAAAGAAA